Molecule: messenger RNA, 5707 nt
Organism: Plutella xylostella (diamondback moth)
Lineage: Eukaryota; Metazoa; Arthropoda; Insecta; Lepidoptera; Plutellidae
Gene: pbl
Product: epithelial cell transforming 2 pebble
Biological process (GO): mitotic cytokinesis; intracellular signal transduction; nervous system development
Cellular component (GO): cell cortex; nucleus
Molecular function (GO): GTPase activator activity; guanyl-nucleotide exchange factor activity
Source: RefSeq, a predicted model, not a curated record
UGUCUAUGAAAUAUUUGACUUUUUCGCACACUCGUUAGCGCUGCUGUCGUUACUAGAUUUAUCUGAAAAUGCAUUUGAAAUGGAUAAAAUUAAUUAUAUUUAAAAAAAGACUGUGCUUUGAAGCUUUAGUAUAGUGAAAAGUAUUAUAAAAUGUGUAAUAAGCUUAUUGUGUUGUGUUUUUGUGAUUGAUGUAACAAACCUGUGUACGGCAAGAUGGACGAAUUGUCUAAGGGCAUGACACAAACAGGAAGCGCCGCUAUAACCGACAAAAUUCAAGAAAACGAUGAUGCGGAGGCGUGCGUGUCGCGUCCUGCGCCCCGCCUAGCCCCCCGCCAGCCAUGCUAGCGCUCGUAGAGCAGCUGCGGUCAUACCUCAGCGGAGGAUGUCCCCCGGCGGUGGUGCUGGCGAGCGCGGCGUGCCUCGAGUGCGAGCGGGUGCGCGCGGCGUGCGAGCGGCUGGGCGCCGUGCAGCCCGCGCCGCCCGCCGACGCGCUGCCGCCGCCGCCGCCGCCGCCCGCCCAGCCCUCCUACCUCGUCACCACGCCCUUCGAAGGAGAACUCUUCGAUGCCGCGCACAAAGCCAAAUAUAGGGUGCUGGGCCCGACGGCGGUGCUUCAGCUGGCGGAGCGCGGCGAGGCGCCCGGCAACUCGCGCCCGCUCUACUCGCUGGCGAUGCGCGGCGCCGUCAUAUGCUUCUCCGGCUUCCGGAAGAAGGAUGAACUUACGUACCUGAUAACCUUAAUCCACUACAUGGGCGGUUCGAUCCGCAAGGACAUGUCGAGCAAGGUGACGCACCUCAUCGCGGCGGCGGCCACCGGGGACAAGUACCGGUACGCGUCGGGCUUCGGCCUGCCCGUGCUGGCCCGGUCCUGGGUUGACGCCUGCUGGGAGCGAAGAGAUGACCCCGUGUGUCUGGCCACUGAUGACUCUAUUAUUAAGGAGCACAAGCUACGCGUAUUCGCGGGCGCUCGCGUGUGCUUCGUGGGCUUCCCCGAGGAUGAGACGCAGCACAUGGCCGACGUGCUGGCCAGCAACGGGGGCGCCGUGUGCGCGCUCGACGAUCCCGACUGCACGCAUGUGGUAAUGGCCAAUGGGGAGACUUUCGGUCGUUCGCUUAUCCUGUCCCCCCUCCACACCCCCUCGGCGCCCCCCCGGGACUCGCCCUCCCGCUCCCACAGCACCCCCAAGACUUCGCUGUACCGGCGGCUGUCGGCGCGCCUGUCGGCCCGGCCGCGGCCCGCGCCCGCGCGCGACGUCGUCGACCACUCUACGCUGACCUGCUACAUCGACGACACGUGCACCGAGGACAAGCUCAGCCCCGCCAGCCAGCUCGACACCUCCAAUACAUCCAAUAAAGAGAACCACGAGCUGGCGCAGCUGCUCACGGCCGCCGUCACCGCCAAGGCCAAGGACAAGCGAGAGGUGUUCCGGAACAAGUCCAUGAACGUGUUCAACCUGGUGGACUGCCUGGCGGAGGCGGGCUCGCUGCACUCCUCGCUCACCAAGUCCCUCUGCGAGCUGGACUCCAAGGAGCCGCCGCUUCUGUUCCCCACCAAGGGAAGUCAAGAACUGCAGCACUCCACGACCACGAUCUCUUCCGGAAAGAAACGCAGUCGCAACUCCACUGAGUCCAACUUCCAAGUGAGCGUCGUCGACGCCGCCGUGUCGCCGGACAAGGGCGAGGACAGCAACUGGAAAUCGAUUAAAAGACUGAAAAUAAAGGACUCGUUCAAGUUCAAGAACAGGCCGACGAUAUUCAAGCGGACGAAGAAGGAGUCUAUGAGCAAAGCGGGCGACAUAACGAUAGAGUCGGUGCCGGCGGGGCGCGCGCGACCGUCGUCGCCGGACGGCACGUCGCCGGGCGGCACGUCGCUGCGGGACGACGACGCCGCGUCGCUCUGCUCCGCCAACACCAGCAAGCACUCCGGCUUCUUCGACAUCUCGUUCGCGUCCAAGACGGUCAAGUCGGCGUCCAAGCUGCGGCGCAGCGUCAAGUCGUUCACCGCGUCGUUCCGCAGCGAGCGCAAGAAGAAGUACGAGAAGCGAGAGCGGAACACGGUGGAGGUGGCCGCGCGCGACGUGCUGGCGUCCACGCCGCUGCGCGCGCGCGCGGGGCUGAGCCUGGACGUGUCGCCCGUGGACGCCGUGGACGCCGCCGACGAGCUCGACGACUCCGCCGUGUUCAAGACGCCGCAGAGCACGUGGCUGCGCGCGCACCGCCAUUCGGUCUGCGGCCCCCCCUCCCCGCUCCCCGCCCCCGCCCCCUCCCGCCCCGCCCCCGCGCGCGAGCCGCCGCCGCCGCCGCCCGCCGGCGACCACGCCGCCCCAGCCAUAUCGCAAACACAUGGAAUAUCGCUGCCGGUGGUGGACGAGCACAGCACGGCGGCGGCGCCGGACUGCGCCUCGAAGGUGCACAUCGUGAAGGCCGAGUGGUUCUGGGCCUCCGUGCAGAAUGAGGAAGCGCAGGAUGAGAGGGACUAUCUGUUUAAAGAUUACCUGGACGAGGUCUCCCGGCGCUCCUCAGUGGGGGCCGCGUGCGCGCCGCCGCCGGCCGAGGAGUCGCCCGCGCCGGCCGGCACGCCGUCGCAGCUGCAGCGCCUGCGCAAGCGCAAGCUGCGCGGCGGCGACGCGGCGCUGCACAAGCGGAGGUCGUCUGUUGGAGAUGCCGUGAUACUGAGUCUGUCGGCGAAUCUGCUGGAUUGUACGCCGUCGCCUGAUGGCAAGCAGCUGUUGGAAGAGUCGGAAGUCCCAGACAAUGUGGUGCGCAAGCUGAUGUCGCCGCGCCAGCAGGUGUUCAUGGAGCUGCUGCAGACCGAGUCCAACUACGUGGGCAUCCUGCACACCAUCGUCACUCUGUUCAAACAGCCGCUAGAGGAGAUGGCGGAGGAGGACUGCGCCAACGGCAAGGAGAUCGCGCUGCUCAACAACACGGAGCUCAAGAUCAUCUUCGGGAACCUGCCGCCUAUAUAUGAGUUGCACCAACGCAUGCUAGAAGAGCUCCGCUACGCGGCGGCGCACUGGAGCGAGGAGACGUCCAUCGGGCGGCUGAUGCUGCGCCACACGCCCGACAUGGUUCGCGCCUACCCGCCCUUCGUCAACUUCUUCGAGAACACCAAGGAGAUGCUGCACUCGUGCGACCGUGAGAACCCCAGAUUUCAUGCAUUCUUGAAAAUCUGUCAAACCAAACCUGAAUGUGGCAGACAGAGUUUGCAAGAACUGCUAAUAAGACCGGUGCAGCGACUGCCUAGUAUUAGUUUAUUACUCGACGACAUCCUAAAGCACACGCACAAGUCGAACCCGGACCACCUAGCGCUGGGCGCGGCGCUGGGCGGCCUGCGCGAGGUGAUGUCGCACAUCAACGAGGACAAGCGCCGCACCGAGGGGCAGCUGCAGAUGUUCGACAUCUACAACGACAUCGACCAGUGCCCGGCGCACCUGGUCUCGUCGCACCGCUCGUUCGUGUCCCGCUGCGAGGUGGUGGAGCUGAGCAAGGAGCUGUCGGGCCGCGGCGACCACCUCGUGCUGUUCCUCUUCACCGACACCAUGGAGGUCUGCAAGAAGCGCUCCAAGGCGUUUAACAGCAAGAGCCCCACCAACGGCACGGGCACGAUGCGGCUCGGCUCGGGCAAGCCGUACCGCCACAUCUCGCUCAUGCCGCUCAGCACCGUCAAGCGGGUCGUCGACAUACGCGAGUCUGAAGGUAAAUUAGACUGCCACAACGUGUUCGCCCUCAUGUGCCGCAGCAACCAGGAGCUGAAGGAGAAGCUGUACUCGUUCAUGAUCACGGACGAGACGGUCGACAAAUCGCACUUCCUGCGCCAGCUGUGCCGCCAGAUGGCCAACACCGUGUGCAAGGCCGAUGCGGACAAGUUCCUGACGUGCCUGGAGUCGGGGCAGCUGGACAUCGACACCAGCGACCUGGCGCUCAGCACCUUCUCCAAGGUGUCCAAGUUCGCCGCCCGCACGAGAAUUAAGCUGGAGACGCUGGCGGGGCUGCGCGGCUGGCUGGCGGACCCCGGCGCCGGGCUGCUAGACACUUGGGUAUUGCGCGCUCACUUCCUAGCACAGGUGGGUCGCGCGCUGUCGUUCAACAAGACGCCGUCUAAGCUGAAGCGCGCCAUGUCGUCGAUGAUCUCGCCGUUCGGCUCCACGUCCAACCUCACGCCCGCCACGCAGCUCGCGCAGAUGAGGCUCGCCAGCUGCAAUAAUAUUAAUGAGAUGGGCACAUCCGGCGGCAGCAAGGAGGGCGGGUCGGACGUGCUGGUGGCGCCGCUGUCCGUGCAGCCCACGCGCAAGGCCACGGCCGCCGCCGCGCUGCGCCGCUUCUGACGCCCGCUGCGCCACCGCCACACGCACUAGUCAACCCGCAACACGUGCGGUCACCGCCCACCCGCUUCACACCUGACAGUCUCAGCUAGUCUUACUUGCGUGCAAGUAUCCGCUCAGUGAGACUGUCAGCUCUCAAGCGACGGUCGGCCGCGGGCGCGUCAAUGGCGGAUCUCGGAUUCAUGAGUUCAAUAAGUGACUGUUGUGACACUGUUUUAAGCGUACAAUAAUUCAACAUGGAACGGCCGAGUAUUCUCUCGAUGGACAGAUGGAUGAAGUGCCCGACAAUACUGAAGGACGUUAUGGGAUGAAGGCACUGUCUGCUAAAGGUCGAGUGAUGAAGACGUUGUUAGAUGAAUAUUUAGUUGUUGGGAGUGACAUAUCGAUGCCUCGACUAGAUGUGAUAUUUUGGGAAUUUUAGUAACGGAAUUGAAUGUUAAUUGGAAUAUAACCAGUAUUGUAAUCGAUAAUAUCAAUAAUUUAUACACCAGUGAAACGAAACUUAGAUGUAGGGAUGCUGCAAUUUGUAGUAAAUUUAGAAAAAUAUAUUAAAUUGAUCACACGGCGAGGCCAGUAGUGCAGUAGUGCUAGAAGUGCCUUGGAUACGAAGAGAAUUUAAUGUGAAAGUUAAUCGUUUUACAACGUGUUGUCACAAUUAUCGGCCUAAACUGGCGAAAAAACCAUUUUUGAAAUUAAUGUUAUAAAUGUUUUGAUGGAAUUGUAUUGAGAAUUGCAUAAUGCAAGUGUGUUGGUUAGCUAUUAUCUGCCGAGCUGGAUAUGAGGUAGUUUAUCUUGAAUUAUGUCACACAUUAAUUUAGUUGAUAUUAUUGAGAUUGAUGUAUGAGUGGAAAUCAGUCUUCACUAAUUUCGUUUGGAUAAUAUGUACAUAUUGUGAUAUUUUAUUUGAAUUGUGAAUAGGCAUUUGGUCGUGGGGGAUGAAUAUAGUAGUCAUGUAUUAAAUUAUCCGCCCGCGAGGGUGGUGCCGUGCGUUCCUAGAAUAUGCCUUGACAGUUUAGUUGCUGAGAGUAUACCGUGUACUAGGUAGUUGCACGCGGCGACCGGCACGGGGCGACCCAGCGAUGGCUGCAGUAUAGUUUCUAUUGCUUGAGCAUUGAUGUAUUUCGAAUAAGUAAUUGCUUUAGUUUCGCUGGGUGGCCCUGCGCGGGUGCUGGAGCCGCGUUAGUGUAAAUAGUUGCUUGUCGCCCGCGCGGCGGCGUCGUGUCUACUAAGUUUAACUUUGUAAGUUUUGCGCGAGUCUCACAUAAGACUACAAUAUCCAUCGGCAAUCAUCAUGUGUACGCAUGUUUAUGCAUUGUACAAAGAACUAUAUUUAUAAAAUAUUUUUAAAUGAUUGAUAUAAUAAACAUUUACUUUCAAAAUAA